GCCGGGCGCGAGCGACGCAGCUCACCUGCCGCGGGCGCCACCACGGACGUGCCACGCGGGUGGCCCUCGCUAUUCGGCAGCACCGAAGGAGCCCCCCCCUCGGUCUGGGCGUGCCAAGAGGACAGGGGUUAAAAUGAACGAAGACCCGAAGGUCAAUUUAAGCGGGCUGCCUCGGGACUGUAUAGAAGCUGGUACUCCGGAGAACAUCUCAGCCGCUGUCCCCUCCCAGGGCUCUGUUGUGGAGUCAGAACCCGAGCUCGUUGUCAACCCCUGGGACAUUGUCUUGUGCAGCUCAGGAACCCUCAUCUGCUGUGAAAAUGCCGUUGUGGUCCUUAUCAUCUUCCACAGCCCCAGCCUGCGAGCACCCAUGUUCCUGCUGAUAGGCAGCCUGGCUCUGGCAGACCUGCUGGCUGGUCUGGGACUCAUCAUCAAUUUUGUUUUUGCCUACCUGCUUCAGUCAGAAGCCACCAAGCUGGUCACAAUUGGACUCAUUGUCGCCUCUUUCUCUGCCUCUGUCUGCAGUUUGUUGGUUAUCAUGGGACUGAUGUAUUACGCCCUGACGCAUAAUUACCCCGAGAGGACCACCUUUACCUAUGUCAUGCUAGUGAUGUUGGGAACUUCCAUCUGCCUGGGCUGCCCAAGCUUCAUGGGCUGGAACUGCUUGAGGGAUAGUCCACCUGCAGCGUGGGUCAGACCCCUCACUAAGAACAACGCCGCCAUUCUCUCCAUCUCCUUCCUCUUCAUGUUCGCACUGAUGCUCCAGCUCUACAUCCAGAUUUGUAAGAUUGUGAUGAGGCACGCCCAUCAGAUAGCCCUGCAGCACCACUUCCUGGCUACGUCGCACUACGUGACUACCCGGAAAGGGAUCUCCACCCUGGCUCUUAUCCUGGGGACCUUUGCUGCCUGCUGGAUGCCUUUUACCCUCUAUUCCUUGAUCGCCGAUUACACCUACCCCUCCAUCUACACCUACGCCACCCUCCUGCCCGCCACGUACAAUUCCAUCAUCAACCCUGUCAUAUAUGCUUUCAGAAACCAAGAGAUCCAGAAAGCCCUCUGCCUCAUCUGCUGUGGGUGCAUCCCUAACACGCUGACCCAGAGAGCACGCUCUCCCAGCGAUGUGUAGCAGCCUUCUCCCCACAGGACGCUGGCUCUACCAAGCGCCCCACUGCCCAGGGCAGCCCGUGACUUCCUCCCCUUAAAUUCUUUGCACUGGAUCUCACAGGCAGAAGCAAUGACAUCUUUUAGACUAGUGUUGACAGUGGAAAUCAUGUUACCAGUGUUUUAAAAAACUCAACUUCUCGGCUUAGCAUUCUGUUGUUUGGUUUGGGAAUUAGGAGUUGUUUGUUUGUUUGUUUGUUUGUUUGUUUGGAGGGUGUAGUGGCACCUCCUGUGGCCGUAAAAUUAUACACAAGUCUCGGGAUUUUUAACCUAGACUUGAAAAUAAAUCAGUUUUAAAGGAAACUGGA
This is a messenger RNA of Rattus rattus (black rat), 1466 nucleotides long. RefSeq names its product G protein-coupled receptor 12 (gene Gpr12). Gene Ontology annotation, cellular component: membrane. Gene Ontology annotation, biological process: G protein-coupled receptor signaling pathway. The record is from RefSeq and is a predicted model, not a curated record. Gene Ontology annotation, molecular function: G protein-coupled receptor activity. NCBI's taxonomy places the organism in Eukaryota, Metazoa, Chordata, Mammalia, Rodentia, Muridae.